This is a messenger RNA of Notolabrus celidotus (New Zealand spotty), 2023 nucleotides long. RefSeq names its product heterogeneous nuclear ribonucleoprotein H1 (gene hnrnph1). The record is from RefSeq and is a predicted model, not a curated record. Bases 33 to 1367 code for a protein of 444 amino acids. Gene Ontology annotation, cellular component: ribonucleoprotein complex; nucleoplasm. Gene Ontology annotation, molecular function: RNA binding. The transcript has 11 exons. Gene Ontology annotation, biological process: regulation of RNA splicing. NCBI's taxonomy places the organism in Eukaryota, Metazoa, Chordata, Actinopteri, Labriformes, Labridae.
UUGUCUUGUUCUUCCUCAACGGGGACUUCUACAUGCAGCUCUGGCAACUCAAUACAAGAUUUCAGCUUCAUCACGCACGCAAGACUUUCUACACACACUCCUGCGCGUUGCAUCUUUGCUUGAAUCAGGGACCAAGAACAGUCAUGGCUGAUGAGGGCUAUGUAGUACGCAUCAGGGGUCUACCUUGGUCCUGUUCAGUGGAUGAAGUACAGAGAUUUUUCUCAGAUUGCAAAGUCAUCAAUAAUGGAGGAGGCAUCCACUUCACCUACACAAGAGAGGGUCGUCCCAGUGGAGAGGCAUUUGUUGAGUUGGAGACAGAGGAAGACCUGAAGAUUGCAGUGAAGAAGGACAGAGAAACCAUGGGCCACAGAUAUGUAGAAGUUUUUAAAUCCAACAAUGUCGAGAUGGACUGGGUAAUGAAGCACACCGGGCCAAAUUGUCCAGAGACGGCAGGAGACGGGCUGGUUCGGCUCAGAGGGCUUCCUUUUGGUUGCAGCAAAGAGGAGAUAGUACAGUUUUUCUCAGGGUUGGAAAUCGUGCCAAAUGGGAUAACAUUGCCGGUGGACAUCCAGGGGAGGAGUACGGGGGAGGCCUUCGUGCAGUUUGCUUCACAGGAUAUAGCUGAAAAGGCUCUAAAGAAACACAAGGAAAGAAUAGGGCACAGGUACAUUGAGAUCUUCAAGAGUAGCCGCGCUGAGGUGCGGACCCAUUAUGAACCCCAGCGGAAGCCCAUGGGUAUGCAGAGACCGGGCCCCUACGACCGGCCUUCUGGUGGUCGCGGCUACAACAUGAUGGGCCGAGGGGGAUCCUAUGACAGGAUGCGCCGUGGAGGCUAUGGAGGAGGUGUAUCCGAUGGAAGGUAUGGCGAUGGUGGCUCUUCCUUCCAGAGUACAACUGGCCAUUGUGUCCACAUGAGGGGCCUGCCGUACAGAGCCACAGAGACAGACAUCUACAAUUUUUUCUCGCCACUGAAUCCAGUGCGGGUCCAUAUUGAGAUCGGCCCUGAUGGCAGAGUAACAGGAGAGGCAGAUGUAGAGUUUGCAACACACGAAGAUGCCGUGGCAGCUAUGUCGAAAGACAAAGCCAACAUGCAGCACCGCUACGUGGAGCUCUUCUUGAACUCAACAGCAGGGGGCAGUAACGGAGCUUAUGGCAGCCAAAUGAUGGGUGGCAUGGGGAACCAAUCAUCCUAUAGUGGUGGUCAGCUGAGCUCGGGGUACUCUGGUGGAUACAGCAGCCAGGGGAAUAUGGGCGGCUACAGUGACUACAGUAACCAGGGCGGGAUGGGAAACAGUUACUAUGGCAGCGGUGGAGGAGGAGGAAGCAGAGGCUCUAUGAAUGGACUGGGCGGGGGAUGGGGAAUGUAAAUUUGUUUUUUUUUUUUCACUUAAUUUGAUGUUUUUUUUAAAGUCAGCAUUUAGCUGGAAGGACUGGAAACGUAGUCUCACCUCGUAAACUUAGGGUAGGGUCAGGUUGUUUUGAAAAUACUGAGGGGUAGGGUUUGUAUUUUUUUUAAGUGGAUGAUCUUCAGAGAGAAGUGAGAUCAUCUGGUAUCGGUGAGAAGCGCUGUUUGUCUUUUGCCACCCCCCACAGAUUUGACACACCACAGAAACCGUGCUCUGAAUUUUCAUAACAGAGAAGUGUGUUUUUUUGUUAUAGUUUUCUGAGCACCUGGCUGUUCCUCAAAGUUAACUAAUCCGUUGCUGGUGGCUCUAACAUUAGUUUCAGUGUCUGAGUGCAUGAACAACAGAAUUCAGAAAAUGUCCAUCUUAUUUUUUAGAUCUUAUUUCAUCUUCCAAAUAGUGUUAUGCCCUUUUAUUUCUGGUUCAAAUCUUAUGACUCAAGCAUGUUUUGUUUUUUUCUACAGUGUGACUGUUAGCCGGUUUCUCUGGAUAAGUGUUAUAUCAGAAACAAGUGAAUUUCAAAUCUGUUGACAUGAAGGUUUCUACUGCUUCAAAUGCUAUUUGUAUUUCCUGUGCACAAAGUGAAUAAACUAGUCUGGAAUAUCUAAUUGAAACACUGA